CGACCAGAAGCUUUUCCGAGAGCACUCUUUUGAUCAAGAUCCCUCGAGGCCAGUCCACAGGAGUUGGUGACCGGGAGCGUUUCCGAGCCAUCCCCACUCCCUGUGGGAGUGGCCCUCGAGGCCAGGCCACGGGCCGUGGUGCCCCGGAGCUUUUCCGAGGAGUCACCCGUGCCUGUGGCAGUGGCCCUUGAGGCCAUUUGUUGAGAGUUUGCCACCAGGGGCUUUCCCAAGCCAUCAGCAGUCCCUGUGGCAGGAGCCCCUGAGGCCACUGAGUGACCCUUGGCCACCAGGGGUUUUUCCCAGGCAUCUCUCCCGCAGCUGCCCUCGAGGCCAGGCUGUGCCAUGGCGGGGGGAUGCUUCGGCCUGUGCGGGCUGCUCCGGAGGAAGAGGAAGAACAGGAGAGGCCCUGGAGCUGACCCAGCACAGGAACCUGAGGAAGACGAGCAGCACUUCCAGCCACUGCAGCAGGAUCCAGGCCGGGACCGCCCAGCAGAGCAGGACCGCACCCGUGGCCGCUUCCGCAGGGCAGUUCAGAGGUUGCUGAAAUUCGUGGGAGUUCGGCGCGGAACAGCCACGACUGCACCGCCCGAGCUCGUGGCACAGCCUGACACCAGCGCAGCCGAGCUCAAGGGGGAGCCUGAUGUCAGCUCUGCACCCAUGGACUGUGCAGCCAGCAGUGACAUGGCACCCAUGGACUGUGCAGCCAGUGGUGACAUGGAACCAGCUGAUGGCACAGCAACCUCGGACAUGGCAGUGACCAGUGUCACAGAAACCACCGACAUGGCAGCCAUUGAUUGUGCAGCCACCUCUGACAUGGCACCAGUCGAUGGCACAGCCACCUGUGACACCGCGCUGGCCGACACCGAGACAAGCUCUGACACCGCUCCAACUGAUGUCAGGGCAGAGGCUGACGCCACGACUGAGGGCAUUGGAAACACUGACUGCACAGCCAUGCAGAGUGUGACUGAUGCUCCCAGUCUGGACGUUUUGGAGCAGAACGGUGUCCCCAGCGCAGAUGAAGUGCAGAUCCUGGCAAGGCACCUGCAGAGCCAGUGCCCAGAGAGGCGGCGCCUGGCUCUGCGAGAGCUGCUGGUGCUCAGCGUGGAUCCCUCCAUGGCCAAAAGCAUCUGCAGCCUAUCUGAGCGCCUCCUGGAGCUGCUGCGUGAUGGAGAUGGAGAGCUGGUCAGGAUGACCCUCUCCAUUUUCCGGAAUGUGCUCCAGGAUGAGGAAGGCAGGGAAGGAUUCAGCCCCACUGCCCCGAGGCUGGCUGAGGCGCUCCGGCCAGUCUUUGACCACGACAACAGCCACGUGCAGCUGCUCUCCAUUCGCCUCUUCCGAGAGGUGAUGGAGUUGGAGGCGGAAGAGGGAACGCGGCUCUGGGAGAUGCAGGUGCGCCAGAGCCUGGUCCCCCUGUUCUUCCGCUGUUGGGAGAAGUUAUCCUCUUCCUAUGCCCUCCUGGCUCCUGAGAUUCCUGAGGGGAUGCAGAGUCCUGACAGAACGAACGUGGGAGGUGUCCAAGUGGUUUCUGGCUCCCCUGUUAAUCUCUUGACUAAGCUUAAAAGAAACCGCAGGUCAUGUGAAGUAACACUGUGCAAAUCUUUCCUCCAGGUCAUAUUCAAAGUGAAAUGUGCAGCUGAAUUCAACAAGUACAAGGUCCUGCUGUACCUGGGCUCCAUCUUCACCAGCCUCCUCUUCCUGGUGGUGAAUCUGACCUGUGCGAUGCUGAUCCACGGGGAGGUCCCCGAGAGCCAGCUGAGGUGGACGGUCCUGGCCCGCGCCCUGGUCAACGACAGCCUCUUCAUCCUCUGUGCCAUCUCGCUGGCUGGCUGCAUGUGCAAGCUGGGAAAGAUGUCUUCAGCCAACGUCUACCUCGAGUCCAAGGGAACAUCUGUCUGCCAGGCUAUUCUUGUGGGAUCUGUAGUGGCUCUUCUGUAUUCCUCAAGGGCUUGCUAUAACCUGGUAGCUGUGGCCAUAUCUCCAGACAAUGUUCCUGGUCCUUUUAACUAUGGCUGGGACAACCUUUCAGACAAGGUGCACGUGGAAGUGAGCAGCGAGGAGUAUGUGGUGUUUGGAGUGGUCCUUUUCCUCUGGGAGCUGGUGCCAACCACCUUCGUGGUGCUGUUCUUCCGGGCUCAGAGGCUGAGCCAGAACCUGACUCCAGCAGGGAUGGUGAACAGCCACAGUUACAGCUCCAGAGCCUAUUUCUUUGACAAUCCGAGGCGCUACGACAGCGACGACGACCUGUCGCGGCUCGGGGCCAGAGAAGGAGGCUUGGCCACCCCUCAGUGCUCGGGCUUCUACGGUUCCCUGGCCGGGAAUGACGGCGGGACCCCCGCGGACAGCGCGCCCUUGCUCUGCGCCGCCGGCGGCUCGGAGAGCAACCACCACAGCUCCUACCCUGCCCCACAGAACUGAGGAGGCUCCCUCCAUUUCCCAGAGUGGCAUUCAUGUAUAGGAUUGUAACCUGGUUUUCUCUUUUCCUCCUCCUCCUCCUCCCCUGAAGCAUCUAACUCAUGACACAAACAUUCCACGACCUGCCGCAGCUGCGCGCGGGACUGAGCCGAAGGCUGCGGGCAGUGAGUAAAGAGAACUGUGACUUUAAGGUACCAUGUAGCAAAGUGAAGCUGAACUCUCUGGAAGCUU
Empidonax traillii (willow flycatcher) is the source of this 2643-nucleotide messenger RNA. RefSeq names its product G protein-coupled receptor 137C (gene GPR137C). Gene Ontology annotation, biological process: positive regulation of TORC1 signaling. Gene Ontology annotation, cellular component: lysosomal membrane. The transcript is spliced from 14 exons. The coding region runs from base 343 to 2415 and encodes 690 amino acids. Lineage: Eukaryota; Metazoa; Chordata; Aves; Passeriformes; Tyrannidae. The record is from RefSeq and is a predicted model, not a curated record.